AUGGCAGAGGGCCAGGCCCAGCCCGAGGUGUUCACGGACACGGCGACAGACCAUGCUUCACACAAGUGGACGAUCUAUUUGCGCCAUGCCAAGAACGAAGACCUCGCGCACCUGGUGUCCAAGGUCACAUUUGGCCUGCACUCUUCCUUUGCUAAUCCAAACCGGGAUGUGGAGUACCAGCCCUUCGAGUUGACCGAGGUUGGGUGGGGCGAAUUUGACAUCACCAUCAAGGUGCACUUCCGAGAGGAUGUCAGGGAAGGACCUGUGGAGCUGUACCAUCACCUCACCCUGUACGACGCCAGCGGGAGCAACAACGCCAAGCGUCCGGUGGUGCACGAAGUUUAUGAUGAGAUCGUGCUGUGGGAGCCGCCGGAGGAGGUGCAUCGCCGCCUGGCCGCCCACACCCCCGCCCCCGCCCCGCAGUCCCAGCUGGCCCAGUUCCACACCCAGUUCAACCCGGACUACGAGUACCGCCGGCUGCAGCACGCUCGGCAGCGGGUGGCGGCCAUCACCAACAAUGUGAAGGUACAGCUGGCGGCACUGGAAAGCGCGGCCUAG
This is a messenger RNA of Auxenochlorella protothecoides, 558 nucleotides long. RefSeq names its product AF-9-like protein. The record is from RefSeq and is a predicted model, not a curated record. NCBI's taxonomy places the organism in Eukaryota, Viridiplantae, Chlorophyta, Trebouxiophyceae, Chlorellales, Chlorellaceae. The transcript is spliced from 5 exons. Gene Ontology annotation, biological process: regulation of DNA-templated transcription. The coding region runs from base 1 to 558 and encodes 185 amino acids.